Messenger RNA from Ficedula albicollis (Collared flycatcher), 785 nucleotides. RefSeq names its product small integral membrane protein 13 (gene SMIM13). The record is from RefSeq and is a predicted model, not a curated record. Lineage: Eukaryota; Metazoa; Chordata; Aves; Passeriformes; Muscicapidae. The transcript has 3 exons. Bases 1 to 345 code for a protein of 114 amino acids.
AUGGGUGGGGCAUCCACAGCUUACCUGGGCAACCUUCUUCAGUUCCUCACCACCCUCACAGCUUAUCAUCUUUAUACAAAUAGUCUGUGCUGUUCAUUUAAGUCAGCCAAGAACUGGGAAAAGCAUGACUGCUCCAAAGCAAAUACUGAAGGAUGGUACGUGGUCUGGCAAUUGUUUUUGUCUAAAUUCAAAUUCCUGAGGGAAUUGAUAGGUGAUACAGGGUCCCAGCAGGGAGACAACGAGCCUUCGGAAACUGAAACUGAACAGGAAACUCCGCCCUCGCCUCAGAGAGGGAGACAGAAAUCAGCUCGGCAGCGGAGGGCAGCUACAGGAGAAACGACUUAAAGUACUCCGGUGAACUUCUGAGGAACUGUGGAUGGUUAACACCUCUGCACUGUGUCCUUCAGUGGUGUCACCUUACUGAGAAACUCACCCAAGAGGUAACAUUGAUCCCUGCGGACCUUUACUUCUGAGCUACCGAUGGACGAUGCUACUGCCAUAGAGGUUCAGGGAGGGCUUCAGCAGCAAGUCACAGAAUACUGGAAGAAUGGAGAGGUGGAAGGAAAUCUCCACCACAAAAAUGCUGAGCUCCUGUAUCUCCUGUCUCAGCACGCAGAUGAAGAACAGGUCCUGGACCAUAGGCUUAGCCUUUGCAUUAGUCUGAACAUGGUAAACAUUUCAGACUUGAAAUAGUUUAUAAAUUAUUUUUUCUUUACAGCACUGUAACUACAUAGAGUGAAAUUGAGUUUUAUUUCCUUAGCUGUAUAUGAAUAUAUAUAUUUUUU